AUGCUUGCGCUCAUCUCACCUGCAAAAAAACUACUCUUCCCUUCGUCUGCUCCUAAACACACACACACGCAACCACUGUUUAAAACAAAUACGUUAGAGCUCAUCACAAUCUUACAGGAAUUUUCCAAAGAAAAGCUCCAGGACCUUAUGGGGCUUUCUGACAAACUAGCAAAGCUUAAUGUAGAACGCUUUCAAGCUUUCUCAAAAAACUCCACAGAAAAGAAUGCACAGCAAGUAAUUUUGGCGUUUGCCGGGGACACUUACCAGGGACUUAAAGCCGACACAUUUGAUAAACAAGAUUUAAACUAUGCUCAAGAACAUCUCCUUAUUUUAUCAGGGCUUUAUGGCCUAUUGCGCCCUUUGGAUUUGAUCCAACCUCAUCGCCUAGAAAUGGGGACAAAACUUUCAACUCAUCGAGGCAAAAACCUCUAUGACUUUUGGGGGAGUUCUCUGCUAGAUUUUUGCGUUAAAAAAGCAAAAGAACACAGAAACCCAACGCUUGUUUUUUUGGCCUCAAAUGAAUACCUCAAAGUGCUAAACGUUUCUUCAAAAAAAGGACUUCCACAUGUCACAUGCCAUUUUAAAGAAGAACAAAAUGGCACAUUGAAAACAAUUGGCCUGUUUGCAAAAAAGGCGCGUGGCAUGAUGGCUCGCUUUAUGCUCCAAAAUCGCCUUGAGACCCCUAAUGACUUAAAAGAAUUUCAAUCUGAGGGGUACAUUUUCAGCCAAAGAUUUCUAACGACACAGA
Molecule: messenger RNA, 748 nt
Organism: Stylophora pistillata
Lineage: Eukaryota; Metazoa; Cnidaria; Anthozoa; Scleractinia; Pocilloporidae
Product: UPF0246 protein BP2452-like
Source: RefSeq, a predicted model, not a curated record